Ciona intestinalis (vase tunicate) is the source of this 3423-nucleotide messenger RNA. NCBI's taxonomy places the organism in Eukaryota, Metazoa, Chordata, Ascidiacea, Phlebobranchia, Cionidae. The record is from RefSeq and is a predicted model, not a curated record.
AGUUACAGAUAGCGUAGUUUUCUCUUUAGGCAUCAUCUGAAAGGUUUAAUUCAUUAUAAACCUGUGUGAAAACUUUGUAAAGUUAUUUUGUUGAACCCCCAAAUCAAAGCACCGAGGCGAAUCGGACCAAAACGUAGCUAAUGAAUGCUACGCCAAGUUUUCUGUAGUAAAAAAUAAAGUUGUAAACCUGCCAUGGAAACGCAGUUACAGCAGGAGCAUAUUGAGGCGUGGCUGGACGACCAUGCAGACUUUGCUUUCGAUUAUUUCAUUCGGAAGGCGACACAGACAAUGGUGAACACGUGGUUGGCUGACAGAGUUAUUCGUAUUGCUGGAUCCGACAGAAACUUACCAUCAACCGAGAGACUUUCCUCCAAAACUGAUAGCGAUCCAAUCAAGCGACCUUCGAGUGUGUCUUCCGAUUCACCUGGCCGGAAAACUCCAAUCCGUAAAAUAAGUCACGAAGAAAUCAACCCCGGCCACCUACCACUGAAACCCAUGGUAUCAACAAACGAGAUGGGUUCCCCUUCAUUCUACACGCCAGAAAACGUCGCUUCGCCUUCGUUGGCGAGACGGAUUACUGUUCCGAAUCGUCAAACUAAUAAACACAUGAAAAAUUUCAAAACUCGUCGGAUUUCUCAUUACCACCAAAUCCAGAAGGCUGACCUUGAAUUAGACAACGAUCAUGUGAAUGCAGAUGAUCCGCCCGUGAUAGAUGAACGUGAUAUGAUCAUGGAUCUCGUGAUUGACAUUGCAAGUGACCUGGAUGUGACGUCAGUCAGUCACAGAAUAUUACAAAAUGUUAGCAUUCUACUCGAUGCGGAUCGGUGCUCAUUGUUUUUGAUGCGGGAACGAGAUGGCGAAAAAUUCCUGGUCAGCCGACUCUUCAACGUGAGCAAGGAAUCUACAUUAGAAGAUAACGUUGUUGUGAAAAAUGAAAUUAAGAUGAAACUUGGGCAAGGUAUUGCUGGUAUGGUGGCUUUAACUGGAACAGCACUAAACAUCCCAGAUGCUUAUAAGGACAGUCGUUUCAACCAGAGUGUAGAUAAGAAGACAGGAUAUCGUACACGAAGUAUUUUAUGCAUGCCCAUUCGGGAUGGAGAUAAAAGAAUUGUUGGAGUGGCUCAGGUUAUCAACAAAAUAGAAGGGGCGUUCACCACCAAAGAUGAGAAGAUUUUCGCUUCUUAUCUUGGAUUUUGUGGAGUUGCAAUUCAUAAUGCGCAAAUUUUCGAAAAAAUUCAACUCGAAAAUAGAAGAAAUGAGAUCCUUCUUGAUCUUGCUCGAGUGUUAUUUGAAGAACAAAGUUCGUUACAUACAGUGAUGGACACAAUACUAACUCAUACCAUUUCUCUAUUGUGUUGUGAACGUGCUUCUGUACUGCUUGCUAACCCAUCUCAACCAGAAAAUGUUUUCGAGCACACGUUUGAGCACGUGGAUGAGUCAACUUUAAUUUCUGGAAUAAAUCUUAGCAAAGAAGCUUCAGAGCGGCGCAAAGUCCCGUUCAACAUUGCUAUUACCUCAUUCGUUCGACAAACGGGACAAAUAGUAAACAUUGAAAAUGCAGCGAACGACAAACGAUUUGAAUUCUUGGAAGAUGCACAGCUUGGGUUCACCACGCGGUCACUACUUUGCAUUCCUAUCAGGGACAGUAUGAGACAAGUUAUAGGUGUAAUCCAGCUCAUUAACAAACACCACAGGGUUGGUCCCUGCUUCACUAAGAGUGAUGAGCAGAUUUUAGAAGCUUUCACAAUAUUCUGUGGUCUUGGGAUUUCCAACACACGAAUGUAUGAAGAGACAGCCAGACUUGCUGCCAAACAACAUGUUAUACUUGAAGUUCUCUCGUACCACGCUGUAGCUUCACCCUAUGAGACCUCACUGCUUACUUUAAAUGACAUUCCAUCAGCAAAAUCACUUGGUAUUUUGACUUACGAUUUUGAUGAUUCGCGUCUUGAUGACCACGAUACACUUAGAGCUGCUGUUAGAAUGUUCAUUGAUUUAAAUCUUGUGGAAAAGUUCAGGAUUAACCAUGAGGUUCUUUGCCGUUGGGUUGCAAGCGUUAAGCGUAAUUACAGACCUGUGUCGUACCACAACUGGAGGCACGCUUUUAACGUUUGUCAGUCAUGUUUCUGUAUGAUCAAAACUGGAGGACUGGAAUCCAUUUUUUCUGAUUAUGAAAAACUAAGUUUAUUGGUUUCUUGUCUCUCCCAUGAUCUUGACCAUCGUGGAACCAACAAUGCAUUCCAAGCAAAAAUAGAACAUCCAUUGGCAAGACUGUAUUCGACUUCCACCAUGGAACAUCAUCAUUAUAACCAGUGUCUAAUGCUGCUACAAAGUGAAGGGUGUGAAAUUCUUUCCCAUCUGACGUCAUCAGAGUACGCCCACGUCAUCAAACUGGUACAGCAUGCUAUACUAAGCACGGAUCUUGCAAUUUACUUCAAAAAGCGGAACGAAUUUUUCAACGUGGUGAAAAGUGGGGCGGCCGACUGGUUGGGAAACGACGGACACAGAGAACUUCUAAGGAGUCUUGUUAUCACUGGUUGUGAUAUAGCUGGCAUCACGCGGCCCUGGAACGUACAAAAAGAGAUCGCACAAUUGGUCGCGGAGGAGUUUUUCGAACAAGGGGACAUAGAAAAAAGUAAACUGCAUCAAGAACCCCCGGAUAUGAUGAACAGAAAGCUGAAACAUAAGUUGCCGAAGAUGCAGAUUGGGUUCAUUGACAGUAUAUGUCUUCCACUAUACGAGGCUCUCAAUGAUGUAUCUACCAAAUUGCAACCAAUGUUGGAUGGUUGUUUGGAAAACAGACGACAUUGGGAAGAGGAAUCAUUGAAGGCGGAAAGAGGUGGAACAGCUCUGUGAGUUGCAACACUGACCCAACAACGUUGCGCGUAAACUUAUUAAUGUUCCAGCUGUAUCUCACCUCAUUCCAUUCAAAUUAUUCACAAUCAGAACCGACAACCAUUUUCACGAGAAAACUCAGCCAGUAAUUUAAAGCCACAAAAUAAAGCCGCAAAUUAAAAGCCCUGAAUUAUAGCCAAUAAUUCAUAAAUUUGUACCAACAUUAAUUAAAAGUUCGGAUUCUAAAUCCUAAGACCCACCCGUUUAAUCUUUCCCAUGAAUUGGCGACUUAUCUAUUUGCGGUUUCGAAUUACUAAAUAUCGUUUUAACCAGUUUUUACUACGCCCCUCAUAAUUGUUCGAACCCAUCACCUCAGUUAUAUGUAUAUUGCACACGACCAGCAGGUAAGGGAAUUCCCCAUCUCAGAGAUCAUCACAAAAUUCUUCACUGAUGGCUUGCGUUUAAUGAAGGGCAAAGCAUCGCUUGUUGUAUUCACAAAUCGUAUAAGGCGUAAAACGAUUUUUGAAGUGUAUGUACACAUCGUAUCGAAGACGUAUUUCAUUCGAGGUGUAAUAAAAUUAUAAAACUGGU